AUGUCAACCCGUGGACCUCAAUACAUCCAAGGAUUUGAUUCAGGAACAACCCCAGAUGCCAAUGGAUCCCAUUUGACUGGAUUUUCUUCAUGGAACGAGGAGACCCCUGAGAGGAACCGCGCUGCCAGACUACACAGCCCAGGACAUGGUUUUGGAUCCCCAACUUGCGACAUGUCUUGGACAUCCAUCGACCACCACUGCCACUUGACCAACAACACCAACAACACUGGCCCCAGAUUGAGGAAACGUAGCACGACACUGGACUGA
Messenger RNA from Clonostachys rhizophaga, 267 nucleotides. NCBI's taxonomy places the organism in Eukaryota, Fungi, Ascomycota, Sordariomycetes, Hypocreales, Bionectriaceae. The record is from the annotation of a GenBank genome assembly.